Messenger RNA from Triplophysa dalaica, 1531 nucleotides. RefSeq names its product dihydrouridine synthase 1-like (S. cerevisiae) (gene dus1l). The record is from RefSeq and is a predicted model, not a curated record. The coding region runs from base 218 to 1531 and encodes 437 amino acids. NCBI's taxonomy places the organism in Eukaryota, Metazoa, Chordata, Actinopteri, Cypriniformes, Nemacheilidae. Gene Ontology annotation, molecular function: tRNA dihydrouridine synthase activity. The transcript has 13 exons.
UUCAAUCACGCAUAAUUUUUAACAGCUAAUUACUAUUUUUUAUUAGUUUACGAUUAGGUUGAGGGUUGGGGUAGGUGUAAACAUUAGCUAUUGUAAUUUAUUGUAAUUUUAUGGCGAGAUUUUUCUUCACUUCCGGCCGUAGCUGUAUCCCUUCUAGCCACAACCUUGCAUGUGCCGCAUAGAGUCUGUGUCUGUGUCAUAACACACUGCAGCUGCCAUGUCGAAACCUCGCGGGUUCGAGUUUUGGAAGAGCACUCUGAAGGGCGCACGGUACGUGGUCGCCCCAAUGGUGGACCAGAGCGAGCUGGCCUGGAGGCUGCUGAGCCGCAGACACGGCGCAGAGCUCUGCUACACACCCAUGCUGCACGCACAAGUGUUUGUGAGGGACGCAAACUACCGCAGGGACAACCUUUACAACGAAGUAUGCCAGGAGGACAGACCUCUCAUCACACAGUUCUGUGCCAACGAUCCCGAAGUGUUUGUCCAGGCUGCUCUGCUCGCUCAGGAUUGUUGUGAUGCCAUCGAUCUGAAUUUGGGAUGCCCACAGAUGAUUGCAAAAAGAGGCCAUUACGGCGUGUUUCUUCAAGAUGAGUGGGACCUUCUGGAGAAAAUGAUUAAAUUGGCCAACGAGAAGCUCUCUGUGCCAAUCACUUGCAAAAUUCGGGUCUUCCCAGAGAUGGAGAAAACAGUCAAGUACGCGAAAAUGCUGGAAAAGGCCGGAUGCCAGCUCCUCACAAUUCAUGGGAGAACCAAGGAUCAAAAGGGGGUUUUUACUGGCAUUGCAAGCUGGAAGCAUAUCAAAGCUGUACGAGAGGCUGUAAACAUUCCUGUGUUUGCCAAUGGAAACAUCCAGCACCUGAGUGAUGUGCAUCUCUGCAUGGAGGAGACUGGAGUACAAGGAGUCAUGAGUGCAGAGGGAAAUCUCCAUAACCCUGCCCUGUUUGAGGGCCGCAGUCCACCUGUAUGGGAGCUGUCUGAGGAAUACCUUGAGGUGGUGCAGAAACACCCACCCUGCAGUCUGUCUUACGUCCGUGCCCACAUCUUUAAACUCUGGCACCACACGCUACAGAUACACCAAGACUUGCGGGAGGAGUUGGCCAAAGCGAAAAAUGUUGCUGGGAUAGAAGAGAUUAACAGACAGUUAAAACUACGUUGCCAGGAGGAGAUGACUAAAGAUGAAUCUGAAUGGCAUCAAACUGGAUUGCCCUUCCCCCACUGGAUCUGUCAACCCUACGUCAGACCACCACCAAAGGAUCCAAACUCAGAAAAUGGCCAGACGGCACAGAAGACAAAAGCUGUGAGUGUGAAAAGGGCACACGAGGAGACCGAUGGACCCAACGACUCGCUCUCCAAGAACCAGCAGAAGAAGAAAGCCCGUAACCCUCACAAAAACUUCUCUCCGGAGCUCAGACCAAAAUACAUCAAGUGUGAGCAGUGUGGAAACCCUAAAGGAAAUAAAUGUGUUUUCAACUUGUGUCGUGGCUGCUGCAAGAGGAAGGCUUUCAAGGAAGUGGCUGAUUGUCCUGGUUAG